This is a messenger RNA of Nicotiana tabacum (common tobacco), 1257 nucleotides long. NCBI's taxonomy places the organism in Eukaryota, Viridiplantae, Streptophyta, Magnoliopsida, Solanales, Solanaceae. The record is from RefSeq and is a predicted model, not a curated record.
AUGGUGUUCAUCGACUUAGAGAAGGCUUAUGGUAGAGAGUUAGGACAGGUAGCCGAGCCUUGUCGUUUUCUAAUUGGUAUGCUUGUUGUUGUUGUCCUUCCUUUUACCUAUCCUAAGCCGAUGGUCUUCCGGAAAAAGCCUCUCUGCCUUCUUGAAGGUGAUGUGGUUCUCAAGGACUUGAAACUGAAGGCAGAGGCUUUGAAUUCCUUGAAAUUACCAGUUACUGUCAAAGCUGGUUUUGUUGGAACCAUAACUCUUAAGGUUCCUUGGAAAAGUCUUGGCAAGGAGCCUGUUAUUGUUCUUAUUGAUAGAGUCUUCAUUUUAGCUCAUCCUAUUGUUGAUGGAAGGUCUCUUAAGGAAGAAGACCGAGAAAAACUUUUCGAGGCAAAACUUCAACAAAUAGAGGAAGCAGAAUCAGCCACCCUUGAGGCAUUAUCAAGAUCAAAGUUGGGAAGUCCACCUGCUGGAAAUUCUUGGCUUGGAUCAUUAAUUGCGACUAUAAUUGGAAAUCUCAAGAUUUCAAUUAGCAAUGUCCAUGUCAGAUAUGAGGAUUCUGUCAGCAAUCCUGGGCAUCCAUUUUCUUGUGGGGUUACUCUUGCAAAGCUUGCAGCAGUUACGAUGGAUGAACAAGGGAAUGAAACAUUCGAUACAAGUGGCGCUUUGGAUAAAUUGCGUAAGUUGGUGCAACUUGAAAGGCUUGCCAUGUACCAUGAUUCAAACAGCAAGCCAUGGAAGUUGGACAAGAAAUGGGAGGAUCUUACUCCAAAAGAAUGGAUUGAGGUAUUUGAAGAUGGUAUUAAUGAACCUUCAAAUAACAGUAGAAACUUAUCUGGAUGGGCUGAAUAUCGCAACUACUUGGUGUCACCAAUUAACGGAGUCCUCAAGUAUCAUCGUCUGGGAAAUCAAGAAAGAAAUGAUCCUAAUGUUCCCUUUGAGAUGGCUUCUCUGAUCAUCAGUGAUGUAUCGUUGACCGUCAAUGAGGUUCAAUAUCAUGAUUGGAUAAGACUUAUGGAGGUCAUUACAAGAUAUAAGACAUACAUUGAAGUUUCUCAUUUGAGACCAAUGGUGCCCGUUUCAGAGGAUGUCAGUAGUUGGUGGCGGUAUGCCGCUCGUGCAGGAUUGCAGCAGAGGAAAAUGUGCUAUAGAUUCUCCUGGGACCAAAUUCAAGCCCUAUGUNUGGGGAUGGGUGGGUUUCAGAUUAAGGUUUUAUUGAUAGCAACAGAAUGUAAAUCCCCUUAUGCGUGUACACUGUCAUAA